Messenger RNA from Nylanderia fulva, 3099 nucleotides. The record is from RefSeq and is a predicted model, not a curated record. NCBI's taxonomy places the organism in Eukaryota, Metazoa, Arthropoda, Insecta, Hymenoptera, Formicidae.
AUGUACGUGGAUUUCAUGGAGCAAUACUUGGACCUCAACCAUAUGAAGCCGGCUCCCCUGUCGACUAUUGGAUCUCUACAGCGAACCUGCUACCUUCCUCACCACGGGGUCCUGCGCGAAAGCAGUGCCUCUACUAAGUUGAGAGUGGUCUUCAACGGUUCGAGCUCUUUGGCCAACGGCGACUGUCUCAACCGAUUCCUGAUGACGGGACCCAACCUGCUUCCCGCCCUAGCUGACAUCCUACUACGGUGGAGAAGGCACCGGUUCGUCUUUGCUACCGACUUUGAAAAAAUGUACCGGCAAAUCCUGGUGCAUGCCGAUGAUCAGAGCCUGCAAAGAAUAUUGUGGAGGAAGGACUCGGAGACAGAGAUCAAGGAAUAUUGGCUGACUACUGUGACUUACGGUUUAGCCUGCGCUCCAUACUUGGCCAUCCGCACGCUGCAUCAGCUCGCCGUGGACGAAGGCGAUCGUCAUCCUGAGGGAGCCGCGGUCCUCCGCUCCGACGUUUACAUGGACGACAUCCUGUCUGGAGCUUCUACCCUCCAGGAAGCCAAGGAAAUCCUCCGACAGCUUGUUCUGGUCUGCAAGGUGGGAGGCUUCCCUCUGAAAAAAUGGUCAGCUAAUCACCCGCAGUUACUUUCGACAUUACCUACCGAGGACUGCCUCCAGCAAGAGGCAAGAUGGUGGCUGCCUGGGGAAAGUCAUGCCACCCUGGGAUUACGGUGGCAACCUUGCGACGACCUCUUCUCCUUCGCCACCAGCCAACCAACGCUGCCCACGAUCACUAAGCGGUCAGUCUUAUCGUUGACAGCGAAGCUGUUUGAUCCGCUCGGUUGGCUGUCUCCCACGACUGUUCUCGCCAAGACUCUAAUCCAGUCUACUUGGUUGCUCGGCAUCGACUGGGACACUCCUCUUCCGGACGACCAUGAGAAGGCCUGGUUACGCUUCCAAGCGGAGCUCCCUCAACUAGAGAGACUGCACGUUUCUCGAUGGCUGGGCGGAGGAUCGACUGACUGCCGCCUGGAAGUCCACGGAUUCGCUGACGCCUCAGUCCGUGCCUACGCCGCUGUGGUGUACCUAAAAACCGAGAAGAACGGGGAGUAUGGAGUUACGCUGAUUGCCGCCAAGACGAAAGUUGCUCCGCUAAAACAAAUCUCCUUACCUCGGCUCGAAUUAUCAGCCGCAACUCUUCUGGUCCGCCUCGUUCAGCAAACGCUGCCUCUCAUCGGAGCUGAAAAGGCGCCUCUUCAUCUCUGGUCAGACUCCACAGUGGUUCUCGGCUGGAUCCGUGGACAUCCUUCUUCCUGGGUCACAUUCGUUGCCAACCGGGUCAGCGAAAUUCAGACGUCGCUCCCCGACGCCCUUUGGCAUCAUGUCCCUGGACGCGAAAACCCGGCCGACUGCGCCUCUCGAGGCAUCUUCCCUGGAGAUCUUGAGGCGCAUCCACUUUGGUGGCAGGGUCCCUCUUGGCUGAAAACGGAGAGCGGCCCUUGGACUGUCUUCGGAGAGGAUCCCAGCAACGUCGAGCUACCAGAACGUCGAGUCCGUUCGCACGCUGCAGUCUUGGACAAGCGAGGAGACGAACCGGAGCUGCUACUCCGAUACUCGUCCCUGCAGCGACUACUUCGCAUCACCGCCUGGUGUCUCCGGUGGUUUCGACAACGCCGACGGCAGCCCAUCCUUCUCAAUCGCGACGGCGGGGUAGACGCUGAAGAACUGCAUGACGCGCUGAUCCACUGGGUACGGCUCGUCCAAGCUGCAAAUUUCAAGGACGAGUUAAAAUCGUUGCGAGGACUGACAUCACUGCCCAACCGAAGCCCACUCAAUAAGCUCAGCCCGUUUGUGGACGAUUCGGGCGUUAUUCGCGUCGGAGGGCGUCUACGACAUUCUCAAAUGUCUUUUCAGGCUACCCAUCCAAUCAUCCUACCGAGCUCGUCGCGAAUUACUUACCUCGUCAUCGAUGAGCAUCACCGACGAUCGUUGCAUGGGGGCACCCAGCUGACCCUGUGUUCCAUCCGCCAAGAAUUCUGGAUUCCUCGUGGACGAUCCCUCGUUAAAAACCACAUUCACCGCUGCGUUAGAUGCCUGCGAUGGCGGGCGGCUACAGCACAGCCUCUCAUGGGUGACUUGCCUGCGCCCCGAGUGACGCCAGGAAGACCAUUCCUCCAUACUGGCGUCGACUACGCCGGACCCGUCUGGCUGCGAAGUGCCAAAGGCCGCGGGCAAAAAUCUUCUAAGGCCUUCAUUGUCGUUUUCAUCUGUUUAGGUUCCAGGGCCGUCCAUCUUGAUGUCGCCUCGGACUACUCGGCCGACGCCUUCUUGGCAUCCUUGCGUCGGUUCAUCGCUCGGCGAGGUGUAUGCCAAACGCUAUACAGCGACUGUGGGACCACCUUCAUAGGCGCCGACACGCAACUCCGAGACUUAUUCGCAGCCACAAACCCUGAAGGCCGUCGCAUCGCCUCCUUCGCUGCUCAGGAACAAAUUCAGUGGCGGUUCAACCCGCCGGCUGCGCCCAACUUCGGUGGCAUCUGGGAAGCGGCAGUCAAGUCAAUGAAGCACCAUCUUCGCAGAGUGAUAGGAGAAGCUACACUCACCUACGAGGAGAUGGCCACUCUCCUCUCCCAGGUCGAGGCUUGCCUCAACUCUCGGCCUCUGCAACCGCUGACCGACGACCCGGAGGACUUCAGCGCGCUGACGCCCGGCCAUUUCCUCAUCGGCUCCGCGCUCUCCGCCGUCCCCGAACCGUCGCUGACCGAGGAAUCGUCGUCGCGCCUCUCCCGGUGGCAGCUUCUACAAAAGAUGAAAGAUCAUUUCUGGUCUCGAUGGUCUCGCGAAUAUCUGCACACGCUGGCUCAUCGGCCGAAAUGGUUCAAAAUAAACCGGGAAGCUCGCGUCGGUCGACUCUGUUUAAUCCGUCACGAAAUGACCGCUCCAACGAGGUGGCCUCUAGCGCGCAUCACCAAAUUGCUCUCCGGAGCCGACGGACACGUUCGCGUCGUCGAGGUCCGCACCGCCACCACUGUCUUGACCCGACCCGUUAGCAAACUCGUUUUCCUUCCCGACGCUGACGAACUGCCACCUAAAACCCAAAGCGAUUAG